AUCAAUAAAAGCCUCCAAAAUGAUAAAGCUAAUUUUCUAUUGCACAUUCGCCGGCAUUUUAUUGUCAUCUGCAUACGUAUAUGCGGGUGAUGAAAAGUACACGACGAAAUACGACAACGUAAACCUUAAUGAUGUUGUAGCGAACGAGAGACUGUUAAAAAAUUACGUUGACUGUCUAUUGGAACAAGGAAGUUGCACACCAGACGGGCAAGAAUUAAAAAGGAACAUGCCCGACGCAAUCGAAACCGACUGCAGCAAAUGCAGUGAUAAACAGAAGGAAGGGUCGGAUUUCAUUAUAAAGUUUUUGAUCGACAACAAACCUGACUAUUGGGAACUUUUGGAAAAAAAAUACGACCCAUCUGGAAGCUACAAGGAGAAAUAUCUGGCUUCGAAAAACAUGUAAUUCUAUUAAUUGUACUUGAUUGUCUUGUGAACUAGUAAAAAUCUGCAUCCACAA
Molecule: messenger RNA, 457 nt
Organism: Aethina tumida (small hive beetle)
Lineage: Eukaryota; Metazoa; Arthropoda; Insecta; Coleoptera; Nitidulidae
Product: ejaculatory bulb-specific protein 3-like
Exons: 3
Coding region: 20-403 (127 amino acids)
Source: RefSeq, a predicted model, not a curated record